AGAAGUCAGUGAUAUGGCAAACCAACUGUGUGUGUGUGUAUGAGAGGGAGGGAGAGAGUCCACCAGUCAGCUCAGAGGGGUUAAUCUCUCUCCCUCUGUCUGUCUCUCUCUCUCUCUCUCUCUACCUCGAUCUCUCCCUCCCUCCCUCUGUUGCCUUUUGUUGCGGCCCCUCACUUUCUCAACAGUUGGACAGAGGGAACUGAUACUGUGCCUGUGUGUUUGUGUAUGUGUGUGUAGUUUGGUUGUCCUCCUCAUCGCGCUCGAUCUCUCUGGACUGAACUGUACGUGGACAUGACUGAUGGGACAUCCUAACACACUCCUCAUGCUGGAUGUUCACACCACAGUCUGUCUACCAACAACACCAGCGGAUCCCUCCAUCACCUCCCGUCAGGGUUUUCGCUCUCUCGGAUGCACGCGGACUUGUUUAGCGCACCAAAAUCCACUCGAUAUUAGCUGGAUUAUCUUCAAGUGUUUGGGCUCAGACUGCGUCGACAGGCUGAUAGGUGUUAACGGGUCCUGUCUUUUAAGAUGGAAUCAGCAGCUCUGGGAACAUCAUAAAGACAAACAGACAGGACAACAUAUUUCAUACAGUGGCAGAUUCCUCGGUGGCAGUGCCGGUGUCGUGUGCGGCCUUGUUUCCCAUGGACCUCAGGGUGGGAGAGCGGGGGAUGCGCCCUGGUUCAGACACGGCGCUCCUCACCCCGCUGCACCCGCCUUUGCUCCUCACCCAGUUCUCCCCUCAGCCCUGCACCUCCUUCUCCCAACAGCAACUGCACCAACAAAUCAGGUUUAAUGUGGAGCAGAGGAGGCGAGAGCAGGAGCACCAUGAGAAACAACAGGAGUUGCAGCAGCUGAAACACAAAGACAAGAGUCAGCAAAGUGCAGUGGCCAGUUCCCUGGUGAAACAGAAACUCCAGGAGGUGAUUCUUAAGAAGCGGAAACAGGCGGCGCAGGAGAGAAUAAACUCCAACACUCUGACUGCAGCUCCUGUAGCGUACAGAAAGCUUGGCCCAGACCCAGGUGUAUCCUCCCAGCCUCUGGUCUCAUCUCCGUCACAGCCUUCCCCUGAGGGUUCAGAGGGGACGCCGUUACGCAGAGCAGCAUCUGAGCCCAAUCUGAAGGUGAAACACAAGCUGAAGAAACACCUAAACACCCGCAAGAGCCCACUCACCCGUAAAGAGAGUGCCCCGCCCACCGUCAAACACAGAGUACCUGACACACUGGACUCGUCUCCCAGCAGCAGUAGCACCCCAGUCUCUGGCUGUAGUUCUCCUAAUGACAGUCUGCCCAAUGAGAAUGGGCUACUGCCAUCUGCAGGCGGCCUCUCACAUGAGGCCCAGAAGCUGCUGCUCAGAGAUGGCACUCUAGCUAACUUCACCAUUCAGAGUCCCUCCACUCUGCCCACCAUCACACUGGGACUACCAGCCAAUGCCAGGGCUGAAGGAGAGCUGUCCUCUCUGAAGAUGGGCCGGGUGCCUGUGGUUACAGCCGGGGGCUCGUCGGUCUUCCUCCCCCUGAGCAGAGAGGAUCAGGCUGCCCACCCUCACCUGCCUGUCAUCAUCCUGGAGCCCUCUGGACUGGUACACACUCCGCUGCUCACUGUUCCAGGCCUAGACUCUGUCCCGCUGCAGUUUGCCACCCAGUUGGACCAUCUGUCUCCAGGAGGUGCUCAGCCCCACAAGCCCUUGAGCAGAACACGCUCAGAACCCCUUCCCCAAAGCCCAAGGACCCUUCACACACAUCUCCUCCAACAACAGCACAACACACAACUACUGGAGAGGCUCAAACAGCAGACCCACCUAGGGAAGCUGAUGUCUAAGUCCAGCGAGAAGCCCAGACUGCAUCAGAUCCCCUCUGAGGAUAUGGACUCAGAGGAUGGUGGUGGGAUGUCACCCACAGAGCCGACCUAUCAGAGCAGAGUGAGGGCAGAGUCACUGAGGGAGGCGGAGCCAGCAGCAUCCAAGAGCCACGAAGAGCAAAUAAACCUGCAACAUGCACUCAUACUCAACCAGUCAUUGUUAUGGGAACAGCAGAAGCAGCUGCAGCAGCUGCAUCGACAGAUGGAGACCCUGGCAGUACCCAUGUUAUGUGGCAGCGGCAGUGGAGGGGUUGGUAGCGGGUUGGGUGUCCAUCGCCCACUAUCACGUACGCAGUCAUCCCCAGCCUCCACUUCUCUCACUCUGCCUGAGAAGACCCUGAGCCUGGCCCCACAGGAUACCAGCAGCAAACCACGCUUCACCACAGGCCUGGUGUAUGACUCUCAAAUGCUGAAGCAUCAGUGUACAUGUGGAGACAACAGCAGUCACCCAGAGCAUGCUGGGAGGAUACAGAGCAUCUGGUCUCGACUACAGGAGAGAGGCCUGAGGGGACAGUGUGAGAGUAUUCGUGGUCGUAAGGCCACUCUGGAGGAGCUGCAGUCAGUCCACACAGAGCGCCAUGUGUUGCUUUAUGGCACCAACCCACUCAACAGACUCAAACUGGAUAACCGCAAACUGGCCGGAAUCCUCUCUCAGAGAAUGUUUGUGAUGUUGCCAUGUGGAGGAGUGGGGGUUGAUAAUGACACAAUCUGGAAUGAGUCACACACCUCUACAGCAUCACGCAUGGCGGCAGGCAGCGUUGUUGAGCUGGCCUUCAGAGUGGCCAAAGGAGAACUGAAGAAUGGCUUUGCUGUGGUCAGACCGCCAGGGCAUCAUGCAGAAACCUCCAAUCCAAUGGGUUUUUGUUACUUCAAUUCAGUGGCUAUAGCGGCUAAGCAGCUCCAACACAAGCUCAGCGUCAGCAAGAUCCUCAUUGUUGAUUGGGAUGUUCAUCAUGGUAACGGCACCCAGGAAGUGUUCUACAGCGACCCCAGUAUUCUCUACAUCUCACUUCAUCGCUAUGACGACGGGAACUUCUUCCCUGGCAGUGGGUCGCCAGAUGAGGUCGGUGCUUUAGCAGGUGAAGGCUUCAACGUCAAUAUAGCAUGGACAGGAGGACUGGACCCACCCAUGGGAGAUGCUGAGUACAUUGCUGCAUUCAGGUCUGUGGUGAUGCCCAUCGCCCAAGAGUUCUCCCCAGACGUCGUUCUGGUGUCGGCUGGAUUUGAUGCUGCUGAGGGCAACCCAGCUCCCCUGGGAGGGUACAAGGUCUCUGCCAAAUGUUUCAGCUUCCUGACUCGCCAGCUGAUGUCUCUAGCAGGGGGUCGUCUGGUUUUGGCCCUUGAGGGAGGUCAUGACCUUACAGCUAUCUGCGAUGCAUCUGAAGCCUGCGUCAGUGCACUCCUGGGCAUACAGGACCCACUGCCAGAAGAAGUCCUUCUUCAGAAGCCCAAUGCUAAUGCAGUCCAUUCCCUGCAGACUGUCAUACAGAUACAAAGUCAGUACUGGCAGAGUGUGAAGGCUCACAGUGGAUCAGUGGGUCUGUCCUACCUGGCUGCUCAGGCAAGAGACUGUGAGGAAACAGAUGCUGUCAAUGCUUUGGCCUCGCUCUCUGUGGGAGUCCUUUCCAACAAGAGCCUCCCUGAUGAGCCAAUGGAGCAUGACAGUGACUCCAUGUAGAGAGAAUCCGACCAAUCACCUCACAGAAAUCACUUUCAGGAAUUGGGCCCAACCUGUAGCCUUGGAUCUCGUGCGCUGUCACAUUACCAUGAAGGGGAUGCGUUUGUAAUGCCACCGAGCCCCACCCAUCUGCCUUAUUCACACACACAUGCACAUCCGCCAACCCACAAUGCUGAACCUCUACAGACCUGCCGUAUGAGCACCUCAAUGCUGGUAACCACUCAGCUGAAGCCAGCAGCACUACCUGCAGCUGGGAAACCUUCUGAAACCUCACCAAAGAGCAAUACAAGAAGAUUUUUAAUAGACUUUUCAUGUCUCCUGACUGACAUUGGAUUGUUUGUAUGUUCAGAGGUCCAGAUCCACAGCCCUGUGACCACAAACCUUGUAGGAACAGACAGAAUUCAGAGUCCAGCUCUGAUUAUUCUUGAAGCACUAUGUACCAGCAGCUGUUUUGUUGCCUUAAUUUUGCCUUAAUGAAUGGACCAACAUCUGGUUUCCAACUUUGGAUUAUGAAUUCUUUUCUCUUGUGCCACUUUGCUUCCCAUAUCAAAGUUGAAGCAAAUGGGAAACUACAUUGCUGAAGCAGAAUGAACCUACUGUAUGACGUCAGGCGAAAGCAUAUACUGUUCACACAUGCCUGAUGGAUAAGAUGCAAAAAAUAUCAACAAAGAAGAAGUGGCCACAUUAAAAAGAAAGAAUAUGGAAAAGACGACACAGAGAUUGUCUGUUUUGAUGAUGUCAUUACAUGCAGUUUAACCACUAAAAGAAGACAACAAAGAACUCAAGGGAAAGAGAGAAAAUGAAGACACAAAAUGGACAACUGUGGUUUUGUAGAAACAAAGAAAGGGCAAAAGUCCUUGUUGUUUAAUUGCACUGUUCAUUCCAUAAUGUGAACCAUAAGAAAUUCCAAAGCUCUGGGAAAAGAAAAAACAGCUCCUCUCUCUAGGUUAUUUAAUAGUUUUUCUUUUGAAGAUUUGGAUGAAAUGGUGUUUGCUAUAUUUUUUCCCACUCUUCAUGAGAUGUCUUAUGAAGUUUCGGACUCGUUCUAAGGACACGUAUUGGCCGAAAUACUGUACAGUUGUAUUUCCUAUGAAGUUGAUCUGAAAGUAGGCAAGAUUUUUAAGAGCAGGAUUAUUUUUCACUCCUGUUCAGUGUCUUAGAUGCACACACACAUACACAUAUACAUACCUACAUACACAUGUACAAAACAAUGAUGAACUAUUGAUGUACCACUAGUAUUGAAUACUGUAUAUUAUUGUUUAUAUUUGAGACUAAAUGAGCAUUCAUUCCACCGUGGCACCACUGAGGACCAUUGCAUUGUUCUAUAGUGGCAAUAAUGUUAAAUGCACUUAAUGGACAUCACCCAAAGAAAACUGCCUUAAAACAGCCUGCACUUGGGACUGUAUGCAAGCAACACGAGGGACCAGUAUGGAUACUGCUCUAACAGUGACUCUACUUUUCAAAGACGACAUUUGAACCUGUGGAUUUAGGUGAAACAUCAUAUAUGCAGACUUUUGACCUUUUAUUCUGUUUGAUGAUGAGUACAGUGAACUGGCCUGGUUUGAAUGUUUUGUUCAUUGUCUAAAAAAAUAGGCUCAUCAGGGCUCAUCACAGUCUAAUUAAGGAAACAAAUGCAUUGUGUUUUGUUUGUGAGUGUUUUUCCAUUUGUGACUCUUCUCUGCUACUGUGCUUAGUAGCUGCACUUCUUGUCACGUUACAGUCAAACUCGACAACGCCCGUUCUGAACAUGUCAGUCCAUCAUCUUUGUAGUAGAGGUCAUGUUGAUCAUUCAUUUGAAGAAUUUUCUCACUGCCCUGCUACAGGGCCAUGUAAGGGCUCUGCAUUCCACAAGUAAAAAUUACAAGAUCAUGUUUCUUAGUUUGGAGGUACAUGUGUAGCAAAAUAAAGCUUGUUGAAGUCUGCACACUAGGUUUGACCAAUUUAGACUUUUGAUGACCAAUAUUAAUGUUGUUACAUCAGAGCUGCAGACAGCUACGUCGAAAUAAUUAAAUUUGACAAAAUUUGACUUCCAAUAUUUCAGGAUGUUAAACCUCCUAAAGCAGCUUCGACACUAAAACUCUCCAUUGAAACUAAUGAGACUAAUGAAAUUCCUGUUUGACUAGUAUUCCUUACGUGGCUUUGUCUGGAAAUUGAUGCUUUAGAACUUUCCUUUGAGUUUUUAAAGCAGCACAAUCCAAUUUUCAAUUCUUGCUGGCAGAGAUUUGAUGAAAAAGAGACUUGAUUUGCUGUUCGUGUGUAAAUGCAGUUUUUGUCGAAUCUAGACUGAAAUUAGCACAGUCUGCACAGCAAGUUCAUUUGACUGGCUGAAGGAACUAAUACCAGUUUAGGAAACUGUAUGAGUGUUGAGUUUGCUUUAGUCAGACCUUGGGCAUCAUCUGCCCAACAGAAGGCCUCAGAGGUUUUAUAUUAGACAAAAGGACACUAGGUCCUCCUGAGGUCCCUAUGCUGUUGCACUACUGCUUCAUCCCAGUAGGAAUUCUUAAGGAAAUGUUGCAUGGCAGAUUGGUGUUCUAUAAUGAGUGCAACUGAAAAGUGUGUUAUUCCUUUAGUGUUGUUCAUAGUAUUCUUAACAAGUGACGGCAUUUAAACCAUAUGCUGUGUCUGUCUUAUACAGCGCACCCAGCAGGUGCAUGUGGUUUCUAUGAAGUAAAUGUCGGUGUUAUUGAGUGUAUGUGUGUGUGUGAGAGAGAGAGAGAGAGAGAGCGUGGGUGUGUGUGUCAGAGAGAGAGAGUGUGAUUGCAUAUGCACUAGUACAUAUGUAAACUUCUGUCAUGUGUUUUAUGUGUGCAUUUGCAAGUGUUAGUAUGUGUGUGUUUAUAUUUGUGUGCCUGCCUAAUACUGUAAGUGACCUCUUCUGUAUUAUAUUCCUAGUGGCUGUUUUUUUUUCUUAUGUAGAGGCCAGUAUCGCCUCAACUCUUAAUUCCCUUUAUUACUGAUGUCAUUUGUACCUUCUUCUUAAAGAAAGACACUGUAAAUAGAAACUUCAAGACCAAAAUACACAUGUCACACAUGUGCCUUGAUGCAUUCAGUAGUAUGUGUAUUGGUAACUCUUAACUAACUGGACUUACAGUAACUCUAUAAACAUGACAUUGAAAUCUUUGUUUCAUGCUACCCUUUAUUAUUUACCUGUAUGUGUUAUUUUUCCUUUACAUUUCCUACCAUUUGUAUGUAUAGAAAGAUUGUCUAUUUUGUACUGUUAUUUUUGUCUUUUUCUCUUGAUUAAAAAAAAUUACUUCCA
Lates calcarifer (barramundi perch) is the source of this 6795-nucleotide messenger RNA. RefSeq names its product histone deacetylase 7a (gene hdac7a). The record is from RefSeq and is a predicted model, not a curated record. The transcript has 27 exons. Gene Ontology annotation, cellular component: histone deacetylase complex. The coding region runs from base 642 to 3536 and encodes 964 amino acids. NCBI's taxonomy places the organism in Eukaryota, Metazoa, Chordata, Actinopteri, Centropomidae. Gene Ontology annotation, biological process: negative regulation of transcription by RNA polymerase II; chromatin organization. Gene Ontology annotation, molecular function: histone deacetylase activity.